AUGCCCUCUGCGUGUACACAGCCGGUUGGCUGCCAUGAAGUCAGAUACAUUCCGCUGUCAUACAAUCAUGCUGACUCGCAGGCAUCGGCUUUGAGGCUCGUCUUGACGCUCAACCCGCACUGGAAGGAUGCUCAAGGUAGGAUCGAGUUUGUUCGCUUCACCGAUGGAAUCACCAAUACGCUGUUGAAAAUCAUCCUGAGGGCUCCUGGCCUGUCUGAGGAAGAGAUUGAUAAAGAGGCUGUGUUGAUGCGAGCAUAUGGAAAUAAUUCUGAAAUCAUCAUAGACAGAGAACGGGAGACAAAAUCCCAUGCCCUUCUCGCUUCUCGAGGCCUUGCUCCUCCUCUCCUCGCCCGGUUCGCCAACGGACUCUUAUACCGAUUUGUCCGUGGACAAGCAGCUUCUCCUGACGAUCUCACCAAGCCUGCCAUUUGGCGCGGAGUUGCUCGUAGACUCGGCCAAUGGCAUGCUGCUCUGCCCAUCAGUGAUGCGCCCUCCGAUGCACCCUCACCGGGGACUCGGGACGGCGAUUCCCUCUCUCUAGGCUCCAGUGACUCCGAGAUCAAACCGGUUCAGGAAUCAACCGCCGUCGAAGAUGACAUCACACCAAUCAACACUCGUUUCGAGGGGCCAAACCUCUGGGCAACGCUCCAAAACUGGAUCCUUGCGUUGCCAAAGAGCACGGACCAGGAGCGGACCCGACGAAAGAACCUUCAGAAGGAGUAUGAAAGGAUACUUUCUGAGUUUGAUGAUGGAUCUGGCCUAGGUGAAGAAGGAAUGGUCUUUGCCCACUGUGACCUAUUGAGCGCCAACGUCAUCAUUCAGCCUCGACCAAAGGAGUCUACUCUCGCAGAUGGCGCUGCUGAAACCGUCGAUUUCAUUGACUAUGAGUACGCUAUUCCGUCGCCGGCUGCGUUUGAGCUAGCCAACCAUUUUGCUGAGUGGGCCGGUUAUGACUGCGACUUUUCGAGGCUACCAACUCGAUCUAUUCGCCGAAGCUUCCUCGAGGAAUACAUCGAUAGUUUUGCCCAGCACAGAGAGCUCCCUGAGUCCAAGCAGAAGACUGUCGACAGCCUUUUCGCUGACGUUGAUCGCUAUCGUGGUCUUCCUGGCUUUUACUGGUAUGCGACUAUCUCCAGAAUUGACUUUGACUACGCCUCUUACGCUGAGCAGCGUCUCGCAGAGUACUGGGCCUGGAGGCACGAGCAAGACGGCUCUCGCUCAAAGGCCGGCGAGAAGAUGCCUCUUCGCGAGCAGCGUUGGGCCCAAGAGGCGUAA
Molecule: messenger RNA, 1275 nt
Organism: Trichophyton verrucosum HKI 0517
Lineage: Eukaryota; Fungi; Ascomycota; Eurotiomycetes; Onygenales; Arthrodermataceae
Exons: 5
Coding region: 1-1275 (424 amino acids)
Biological process (GO): phosphatidylcholine biosynthetic process; phosphatidylethanolamine biosynthetic process
Cellular component (GO): cytoplasm
Molecular function (GO): choline kinase activity; ethanolamine kinase activity
Source: RefSeq, a predicted model, not a curated record